Silurus meridionalis is the source of this 5366-nucleotide messenger RNA. RefSeq names its product ninein (GSK3B interacting protein) (gene nin). Gene Ontology annotation, biological process: microtubule anchoring at centrosome; centrosome-templated microtubule nucleation; centrosome localization. Gene Ontology annotation, cellular component: centrosome; centriole; ciliary transition fiber. The transcript has 28 exons. Gene Ontology annotation, molecular function: calcium ion binding. The coding region runs from base 264 to 4760 and encodes 1498 amino acids. The record is from RefSeq and is a predicted model, not a curated record. Lineage: Eukaryota; Metazoa; Chordata; Actinopteri; Siluriformes; Siluridae.
UUCACCCAAAAGAUUCAGUCGAAGCAGAAAUCGUUCAUCUGGAUGCAGAGACUUGCAGCUCUUCCAGCUAAAGAUCAACCAGGCUCAGUAUCACAGAAACGUGUGCUGAGUCUGUGUGUGCAGGACCGUUAUUCCGAGCUGUAAGGAAACAGAUCUACGUCUGGAUGAUUUUUUCUCAAGUGUGCAAUUCUGAGAUUUUAUUUGAAAGAGAAGCAGUGGAGAGCGUGUGUGAAACCUCACACUGAGGGCAGUGGGACAGGCUGAUGGAUGGAGAGGAAGAGCCGAGAGACCAGCAUGAGGAGCGCUUAAGGGAAGUGUUUCAGAGUUUUGAUGGGAGUGGUGCUGGUUCACUAAGCCCAGAGGAACUAACUGAGCUCUGUCACGCCCUACAGCUGGCAGACCAAGCACUACAAACACUGCUACACACGCUGUUCGACACACAGGACCAAAUAAACACACGAGUUGAGUUUGAGCAAUUUAGGGACGCUUUGAUUCUGGUGCUUUCCUCCAGUGAAGAAACGCUAGCUAACGAAAGUCCUCCUCGACCAGCCUCCCCAGAGUUCCAGCCUCGCUUUGUAAAGGGCACAAAGCGCUACGGACGUCGCUCAACACCAGAGUUCACACACUCCAUCUCCGAUCUUGCACACACACCAUCAGAGGAAAAAGAGGAAGAUGCAGCUACAAGGACUAGUGAUGGGGCAUUGCCUAUUAAGCGUGAGCGUUGGAACGCUGACGUGAGCAGUCCAGAGGAGUAUGAAGCAGAGGGUCAGAUGCACCUGUGGAAUCCUGAUGAGCCAGGUACACCACGUGGUAGCAGGGCACCCCCCGGUGACCUGGAAGACAGGCUGUACGAUGCCUGCCAGAAGCAGUCACUGCCUGUGCAUGGCACAGCUACCAUCCAUGAACUACGCACACUCUGCCAGCACCUCAGUUUGGAGGUAGGAGAGGAGGCUUUCCAGUCAGCACUUGAGAAGAAUUUGAGUGUGCUGGAGUUUGUAUCUUGCAUCCAAACCAACAGUAAACCACCAACACCUUCUGCCUCAACGCCUUACAGACAGCUAAAGAGACAUCACUCUACACAGCCGUUUGAUGAGAUGGGACGCAGGAUUCCAUCUGUGAUUAGCAGUACAAUCGGACUGCGGCUGUUUUCUGAAUUAGAUGAUGGAACGGGACACACAGCAGUAGAGCAACUUCUGGAUGCCUGGCUAGAAGAUGGUGUAGAGAAGAGCUCCGAAAUACUGCAGGCUCUGGAUUUUAGUCUGGAUGGAAAGGUGAAUCUGAUUGAACUGACUGCAGCUCUGGAGAAUGAGCUCAUGAUCACCAACAACUCCAUCCUCCAAGCAGCACUGGCAAGCUUUAAAGCUGAGAUCAGAUACCUCCUUGAGCGUGUAGAACUGGAGCUCAGGGAGAAAGAGAAACUUCAGUCGGAUUUGGAAAAAGCAGAGAAGCUCAAGUCUCAGCUGGCCUCUGAAGUGGAUGAACAUCACUCUGCAAUUGAACGCACUAACAAUCUUAAUCUCCAAAAGUUGGAGCAGGAUCAUAAAGAUCGUGUGGUGGCUAUGAGGGCGGAGCUGAGCAAAGAAGUGGAGCUUGUACAUCAACAGGCCAAUCAGCAGAGAGAAGAGCUGGAACAGGAAAUCAGCAAGAUCAGAGAGGAUGAGACCUUCCUCAGAGAACAACUGGCCCUGAAAAUUAAGGAAAAUAGGCGUUUGGAGGCAGAGUUGCUGGACAGCACCGAGCGGAUGAUGGAAGUUGAGGCCCAGUUUAAUAAACUGCAAAAGAACCUGGACAAUGUUCUCAAAGAGAAGUUUGGUGAUUUGGACCUGAGCAAUGCUGAGUUUUAUCAGCAGGAGGAACGUCUCAGGCAGCUGCGCAACAGCUAUGAGGAGCAGUGCCGGGAACUGCAGGAUCGUAUAGAUGAGUUGCAGGCUCAGUUGGAGGAGUUUCGAGCUUUAAGUCAUGCUCCGCAGCCCUCCCUCAUGCCCUCACUGUCUGAUGAGUUGGACAGCAAGAGUCCUGGCAUGGAGUCAGACCAAGGUUUAGGUUCUGAAGAAGGGCAGCCCUUUAAUAUGAGUCUGGAGGCAGAGAUGAUCCUGGAACAAUUAAAAGAACAACACAUAAGAGAAUUGGGAGACAUCAGAGAACAGCUAGAUUCCACGGUGAACAAGUGUGAGCACAGGCUAGAUGAACAAAAGAUAUUUCUUGAGGAGGAGAGGAGUCUGCUCUCUUUACAGCACCAACAGGAGAUGAAGGCUAUGAGGGAAGAAGUGAAUGAAGCACUGGCACGAGCUCGAGAUUUGCAGAAACAACUGGAGCAGGAAAGAAGCAGCAUGGAGGCUCAGCAGCAUGUUGAACGUGCUGAACUACAUGCUGUAUAUCAACAGCAGGUUGACUCACUUAGCCAGGAGGUGCAGGAUGCCAGGAUCCAGGCGUUGAAGCUUGAGGAGCAGCUCAGGGUGCUGGAGGAGCAAGAGAAAAGAGCUGAGGAAAGCAGAGCAAGAGAUGAAGAAGAGCUAAACAGGGCCCAUGUGGAGGAGCUUAGCCAAAUUGAACUGAUCUACAAGGAGACACUUAAGAACAGUCUGCAGAAGCAAAAGUGUGAGGCUGAGAGGACAUUCUUAGAGGAGUUAGAGAAAGAAAGGCAGCGUCUGGAAGCAGUUCAUGAGGAGGUGCUGAGGGUUAGAUUAAAAGAGGUGCAGCAAAGGACUGACCAUGAGCAAGUAGAUUUAGAAAAUAGGCUCAGGGAACAAUUGGUGUGGGACAAGCAGCAACUAGAGGAGAGCAGUAAGAAAACACUUCAGGAGGCGCAGGAACGUUUACAGAAAGAGCAGGAGGAACUCCAUAAGAGUCUUCGAGAACAGUGGGACCAGGAGCAUAUGCUUCUACAAGAGCAACAUCAUACUGAGCUACAGAGGUGUUUACAGCAGGAAAGGGAGCGACUACAGGCCCAAGAGGUAGACAAGGUACAUAGAUUGAUGGAGGAGUGGGAAAGAGAGCGAGUUAAGCUACAUGAACAGCAUGAGGAGGUGCUUCAGGCCAGAUUAAAGGAGCAGAGAGAACAGUUGCAGGCACAAGGAGAGGAACAAAAAAGAAGGUGGCAGAAAAUGCUGGAAGAACAACAAGGCCAAAUGGAAGAGGCACACAGGAAGGCCAUGCAGGAGCUAAAUAUGAAACACAGUGAAGAAAGAGAGAUCCUGAGCAGCAUGCUGGAGAAUCUACGCACAGACAUCAGCAAGGAGAGAAGUGAGGCUGGACGUCUGGCUGAGGAAAACCUUGUUUUGAGACAGAAUAUCUCAGAACUGAGAGACGAGGACCUGAAAGAGAAGCAACAUGAACUGCUACUGAAAGUGGAGCACUUCCGUAAGGAGAAAAACACUGCUCAGAAGAUGGUUGAUGGUUUGAAGAGGCAGAUUUCUGAGCUACGACGUCGUGGGAAGCAGCUAGAGGAGGAGAACAAUGCUUUGUCACAGCAGAACGCAAAACACGAUACACUUCAACAUACUCUAGAGGAAGUGAUCCUCCAACAUGGAAAUGGCUCCUCCAGUGAAAGGAGCGAGAUAAAAGAAGUAGAUUAUGCAGCAUCUGUUCGGAGAACUGAAAAGCUGGAAGAGGAAAAGAAGCUUCUACGAGCAGAACUGAACCGCUGUGUGGAAAAGAUGGCUCAGCUUCGUUCAGCAGAAACUCGGCUGGCUGAACUUUUGCACGAGAGACAGAUUGCAGAUAAAAAUAACCAAGUGUUACACACACAAAUGAUCAAGGCACAGGAGAAGGUCCAAGCUCUGGAUUUCACACUUCAAGGAGUCACUCAGCAGAGUGCUCGUCUAAAAUCAGACCUGCGCAUCACAAAACAGGAGAGAGACACUCUCAAAAAGGAAGUGAUCUCACUGCAUAAACAGCUGCAGAAUGCCAAUGAAAAGUGUCGUCUGGUGGAGAUGUCUGCUGUCUCGGUCAGCUCGCACCAAGGGAAGCAUGUGUGGUCGGAGUUGUCUGGACUGAAGGAGUCGGAGCUAAGUUUGCUGCGUGAAGAAAAUCAGAGGCUACAGCGAGAGAUCAAUGAUGCACGGCUGGAGCUCAGCUCUGCACGAGAGAAGGCUCGACAGUUGGAGACGUUGGUGUUGAGUGUAAAACAGCAGAAGCAGCAGUACCAGGCAACUCUAACUAAGACAGCAGAGCAAGAGAGAUCAGUUCUCAAACGAGAGAUAGAGGCUCUGCAAACACAACUACACAAUAAGCUGUGUGACAGUAGUGGAGAGCAGAGAGAAAUUGAGAAUCUUCAUGAGGAGAACCAGAGGCUAAGAAACAAACAGACAGUAAUGGAGGCCCAGCUGAUUGAGGCUCAGAUUAUAGCCAUUUUACCUCCCUCUCCAAUGCGACUGUCAGCCGAGCGAAGAGGACAACGCAGCAGAGACGAUAUGAACCAAGAUAUCAAUAAAGGACUGGAGGUGUCCCUGCUGAAAAUGGAGGAGAAGAUGGAGGAGGUUGAGCUCAGACUCCGAAAUGUCAAACUGUUGUUGCAGGAGAAGGUUUCCCAGCUAAAGGAACAGCUUAAUAAGAACAGUAAAGCGGAUGUGUUGAUCAAGGAUCUUUAUGUGGAGAAUGCUCAGCUAUUGAAGGCUUUGGAUGUGAGUGAGCAGAGGCAAAAGGUGGCAGAAAAGAAGAAUUACCUUCUAGAGGAGAAAAUCUCAAGCCUCAAUAAAAUCGUUCGUGAGCUCAGUCCCUCACCACUAGUGCCUGUGCCAUAUCACAUGACCCGACCUUGAUAACUUACUUUGACUGUUAAUCUAUGCUAUUCAUUUGUUAUUAUACUGUUAAAGAGACUGCUAACGGUCAUGUUUUUCAAAUGCAACAACACAUGACACAAAUACUAAAAGCACACAGAGGAAUGAAACGGUCAGACUAUUUGCUUGUCUGGUUGGGCCUAGAAGUAUUUUGCUGCAAAAAUCUUGCUGGGGAAAAAUAUUUUUUGCUUAAAUGUGUUAAAUCCUUCAAGAUGCAGUUUGUGAUUUAAAGAGCAGUUGUUAUGGAAACACGGACCCACCCUUUCUGCUGAAACUGUAUCUCUUGUGAGUUGGCUUUGAGGAAAACAUGCACAGCUGAGAAACUCAGUUCUACUUGGGUAUGAAGCAUUAGGCCAAAAACAGUUUAAAAACAGAACCAUGACAGUAAAAUUAGAAUGUGUUUUUGUUUUUUGGGGGGUAUUAGUAUUAUUAAAAAUUUAUCAUUCAGGCAUAAUUUUGUUCCAGGUAAACUGUAUAAUUGCACUGAAUUAUCAGUAUUAUUAAUUUUAUAAACCGAAAAUGAAACUAACAAUUUCAUUCCCUGAUCUUCCUGUGUGUGUGUGUGUGUGUGUGUAUAUAUAUAUAUAU